UAUGAAUGUUACUAUGUAAAUAAUAACAUAUAUUUGCUUUUCAUUUAUGAACAAAUGUCAUCAAUGGUGACGAAAGAAUGGUUUUUGUUUAGAUCAUUCAGACAUUCAUGAACGAAACGUGUUUCCAGCGUUUUAACAAACUUAAGUACUCUGAUCUAUCAGAGUAUGGAGGUGGAUAAAAGAAACAUUGCUAUGGGUUCAGAAUUCAUGUCCGGAAUAUUUCAGCGUUUGUUGAUUUUAUUAGUGUAUUAUAGUUUAAGCUUCACUUUGACAUUCGUUAGCUAUGUUGAAAGAACUAGAGCUGUACAACCUAUGAGUAUACAGACACCCAUUGAAAGCAGUAUUACAGAAGAUCCAUUAGCAGCUUUAUUACCACAUUACAUCAAAAAAUCAAAUGUUGAUCCAUAUUUAACAAGAAAUGUAACCACACAAGUUGGACAAACAGUAUAUCUACAUUGUAUUGUAAAUCUGGUUGGGGAUCGAACGGUUUCUUGGAUCAGGCUUAAAGAUUUUCAUCUUUUAACUGUUGGGAAGUAUACAUACACAAGUGAUACAAGGUUUCAGUCUGUAUUUAUGCAUAUCUCAAAUGAUUGGGCCCUGCAAAUUAAAUAUCCACAAGUUUCAGAUGAAGGAUUAUAUGAAUGUCAAGUUAGCUCUUUUCCCUCAAAAAGUGUUUAUUUUCGACUUUGGGUGGUUGUUCCUCAAGCGAGAAUUCUUGAAGGCCCGGACAUGUAUGUUGAAGUUGGAAGCUCUAUCAACUUAACUUGUGUGAUUGUUGACAGCCCUGAGGCACCAGCAUAUGUGUUUUGGUACCAAGAUGACAGAAUGAUCAAUUAUGAUUUCAAAAGGGGAUAUAUUACUGUACAAAAAGGUGGUGGAAAUACUGCAAUAAGUCGAUUGCGUAUUAAAGAUGCUCAAGCUUCUGAUUCUGGGAAUUACACAUGCUCUCCUUCAAAUGCAGAUGCUGUCAGCACAAUAGUAUAUGUUGUAAAAGGGGAGAAACAAGCAGUUGUUCAAAAUAUUGAAGGUUCAACUUCCUUGAGUAGUUUUGGCUUAAAUGUUAAUAACAUCGUACUGUUUAUCAGUAUCCUAUUAGCCUGUUUUUUAAGAAGAUGACCUCUUAAAUAGUGACUGAAGUUUAUUUGCUGGAUAAAAGCUGAAGCAAGGUUAAUAUUUGAAGGAAUUAAUGACAUGAACUAAACUCUCCAGUUUUACUUCCUCCUUAAAAAGUAGGACAUUUAUUGGUAUGUAAUCUAUGGAGGGAGAAAACAACUGCUUUCUGGAAUGUUGAUUCAUACUGUUCAUGGAAAGUUUCAACUUUGUGAAUUCCCAGAUGUUUUUGCAGUGUACACUAAAAACAUUUACUGUUUUUUCCUAUAUUCUUCAUGUUGAGUCAUUUAAUUUCAGAAACUUAAUUUUCUGAAGAUGUGAAUUGUUUUCCACUAAGUGUGCAAUAUUGUUUUAUAAAUGUGCCAUAUUAAGUUUUGAAGUUUUGUGCAAUAUUUUUAAAAAGUUGUGUACUUACACAUAUUUUCUAUUUCACUCGUUUUUUUUUAUUGUUUUAAGCUGUUUACAUGAAAUAAUUCUGAUGCAUGAAUUUAAUUACAUAACAAAUGUAUAUAGUUGAAUCUUUUAACAUUGUUGAUACUGUUUUUAAUCAAAAAAGAGUAUUGUAUUUACAUUUUAAAAAAUAGUCUUACGUCAAAUUUUGUACAAAAAAAAUU
Uloborus diversus is the source of this 1724-nucleotide messenger RNA. RefSeq names its product zwei Ig domain protein zig-8-like. The record is from RefSeq and is a predicted model, not a curated record. The transcript has 6 exons. Gene Ontology annotation, cellular component: neuron projection membrane. The coding region runs from base 166 to 1116 and encodes 316 amino acids. Gene Ontology annotation, biological process: synapse organization. NCBI's taxonomy places the organism in Eukaryota, Metazoa, Arthropoda, Arachnida, Araneae, Uloboridae.